CCCACAGUCCCGUGUAAGUCGCCCUUGCUUGCUAGUGUCAGACAGUGUAUUCGAAAAGGCAUGGAAGGUGCAAGUUCUCGUACUCAGUUUUCGUGCACUUGAGGCGAAUGAAGUGUAGAAAUGUCUUCGAGCCGUUUCCCGUUGGCUGCCGAGCUUUGAGGACACUUUUGAAUAUGCGUGUGUUUACAAGCAGCGUAGUGUGACUGGCCACCAGGAGGUGGAGCACGUGUCAAGCAGGGCACAACUCGCUCGUGUUAUCAGGAAGGAAGCUGUCCUGCGUGAGUGUAUCCAGCUAGCCAGCCAGCUAGCCCCCAAGUGCUGGCUUGUAUGAGUGUAGGGGGCAGGGAUGGGGAAUGGAGUGCAGGAAAGCCAGCGGGCGCUCACACAGGGUGAAGUGUUGCCACUUCCCUCCUCCAGCCAGUCCGAGGGUUUUAAGCAGAGUCGCUCCGUGUUGAACUCAUUGUUCUCUGGAGCUUUGGCAGGGGCCGUUGCCAAAACAGCUGUGGCUCCUCUGGAUAGAACAAAGAUCAUCUUCCAAGUGUCUUCAAAUAGAUUUUCUGCCAAGGAGGCGUAUCGGCUGAUUUACCGUACCUAUCGCAAGGAUGGCUUCUUCAGCUUAUGGAGGGGCAACUCGGCCACCAUGGUGCGGGUGAUUCCCUAUGCUGCCAUCCAGUUUUGUGCCCACGAGCAAUACAAAAGGCUGCUGGGAAGGUAUUAUGGCUUCCAGGGAAAGGCUUUGCCUCCUGUUCCACGACUCUUGGCUGGCUCGCUAGCUGGUACCACUGCGGCCAUGCUUACAUAUCCACUGGACAUGGUCCGUGCCCGCAUGGCUGUCACGCCGAAAGAAAUGUACAGUAAUAUAUUGGAUGUGUUUGUACGGAUCUCCCGUGAGGAGGGACUGAAGACGCUCUACAGGGGAUUCACCCCAACAAUACUAGGAGUGGUUCCCUAUGCAGGACUCAGCUUCUUUACCUAUGAAACACUUAAAAAGCUCCAUGCAGAGAAGACAGGGAGAGCCCAGCCAUACUCUUAUGAGAGGCUUGCAUUUGGGGCAUGCGCUGGCCUGAUCGGCCAGUCGGCCUCCUAUCCGUUGGAUGUGGUGCGUCGGCGCAUGCAGACGGCUGGUGUGACGGGCCACAUGUACGGCACCAUCCUGGGCACCAUGCGGGAGAUCGUGGCCGAGGAGGGCAUCAUCCGUGGCCUUUACAAGGGCCUGAGCAUGAACUGGGUCAAGGGGCCCAUUGCUGUAGGAAUCAGCUUUAUGACCUUCGACCUCACACAGAUCUUCCUUCGCAAAGUGGGCUAUAGCUCACGAUAGCCUGGAGGGGUGCUGGAAAGCCACAGAGCAGCAGCCUCUACAGAGAAGAAAAUGAAAGUUUAGCAGGGAAACACAAGGAUGUAGAGACAAAAAAAGGACUUUAAAGGGGUUGGGGUAAGACUUAAACUGUGAAAUAGAUUUCUGCUUAUAGUGGAGGUGGAAAUCACACAGAAAACUUCUUUCUGCCCAUGUUGCCAUGAGCAAAGGGAAAGCGACGCCGCUAAUUUCAUGUGAAUGCUGCCAGUGGAUCAAAUAGGGUCAUUUUUAAUUAACUCACACAAGGCACAGAGAUUAUAGUGGAAGUUUGCAGAACUGUAUGUUUAUGUACUAGCAGGACUUCAGACAUUUUUAGAGGUUUUGUUUUCUGCAGAAGCCGUUGGUACACACUAUGUGUGUGAGAGUGUGGGCAUGUGUGUGUGAGUCAGAGCGAGGUACAGACAGACAAAAUGAAUGUUAUGUCCUCUAUAAGCCCCCUUUACACUGCCGUCUCACAAGAGUCCCAGCACAGCGACAUGCAGGAUGUCCUUUAAGUGCAAUAUUAUCUAUGUUCUUCUCAUACCCAUAUAAUUCUGCCAUCAGCAUGGAAAGCCCCUGUGUUUUCUGCGUCUUUUCUGGCUCCUUAUAUUGCUCUCGUCCUUUUAAACAUGGCUUCCUCAUCGUCCUUCUGCCUUGUGACGCCCAGUGCGUUUGAGCUGCCUUGACUGAGUAACUAAGGAUUGAUUUAUGUUGAGUUUAGGGGGGAAAAAAUUUUGAACAACCCCUGGUGGAACAUUUAUGCGCAAAUUUUGGUUUAGCUUAGUUUGAGUUAAAAAAAUAAUAACGUAAAAUGAGACAACUUUUACACAGGCUGCAUUGUAUGAUUGAUACCACUUUAAAAAAAGUGCCCUUGUAAAGGAUUUAUGAAUGGUUUAAACUCUGUUUAUUAAUGUGAGAUCUGAGGGUUAACAGCAUAGAUGUGGGCUUACCUUAUUUAUGUUAAAUAUUGUUAUAAAUAUUACUUAACAAUAGUGUUUGACAGUAAUUAAUAACAGAUCAUUAACAAUUUUUUAUCAUUCAUACACUCUUUGUAAGCAUAGUCUUAUUUUAAAGUGGUACCAUAUGUUACUAUAUGUUCACUAUGUUAAGUUCAGCAAAUUAAUUGUUCUUAAAAAUGUACAGAAGUGUGUUAACUUGUUUUCACAAAACUGUGUUGGAGGUAAACCAGGGUCAUCAGUAGCAAAUGCACCCAUAUAUUUUCAUAGAGAGUAUACAAUAAAGUCUCUAUAUUAAAGCAGACAGCUUCAGAGGAAGUUUGGAGUUGCUUGCUGUCCACUGUAGGCGUGUUGGCUGCUUCUAUCUUUAGCCUGUGCUAUAAGUGUAGCCAUGCAAGCCACCACUGAGUGGUCAGAGCAGGUGUGUGUGUGUGUGUGUGUGUGUGUGUGUGUGUGUGUGUGUGCACGCACGCGCAGUGAGCUGACCAGGUGCACUGAAGUGAGGGCAGUGGAAAUGCUGUUUGGGUCAGUGUCUUGCUGAGAGAAGCGUGCUUGUUUGGUUCUACUGGAAUGUGUCCUCAUUUUACCCUUGUGUGUCGCUUUCUUGCCUGGGCUACAAAUAUAAGGAAUGCUAUGGUGCAUACUAAGACUUCAUACUAAAGCAAAGUUCUCCAGCUUUGGUCCUGGAGGACUUUUGUCCAACACAGUUUGGUCAUUUUCCCUCCUCAAGCACACCUGAUUGAACUAAAUAGCAGAGUGCGCAAUAUAUCAUUAUAUUGUUUCUGCGUAUUUGCCUUUGCAGUAGUGAUAUUGCCAAGGCUUGCGAUAUGCAAACGAACCUUUGAACAAAUCAUUAAAUGUUGUUUACUUAUGUGAUGUCAUCGUCUUGAUCAUAUCUUUUGCGUUCCAGAUGAAAUAUGGAUAAAGUAUCUUAACUGCAGUUAAAUUGCUGUAUAUUGCAAUUGAGAUUCCUGUAUUCAGUCAUGUAGGUCAUCCUACAAAUUAGCACAUCCUCUACAACUUGAACAUGGCAUUUUUUUUGCAAAUGUCAGUGCACAAUUAAUAUUUAUUUGUUUAGCAUAUUGAGAAAAAAUAAAUAAAAAGCUAUAGCUUCUGCAGAGACCACAUUUGAUGUCAUAUUUUUCCCUAAUUUGUUAAAUUCAGCAAAUGAACAGCACCGAAAUGUGCAGAAAUGUGUUCUCUGUAGAGCACAUGUUUUCAACAAAAUGUCAUUUGACCAGGGCACCCAAACUUUCACUGUACCCUCGAUUCAGCUUCUUUUCCUGUUCUUAACUUAAAGCUCUUUUAUAAUAGAAGCCAGUGGUCAGGUUUGUGUUUUGGCAUUCAUGUGUGAACCAAGUAACUUUUGUCAUCCAAUGAAUUCCAAUAAUUUAUUAAUAAUAAUCUGGCCAGUGUUGAUAAAUAGUGUAGACUAGCCUUUAUCUAUAUUAUAUUUAAAGAGAUAUUUCAGUAUUUUUCAACCUAAAAUCUUGUCUAAUCUGUCUGCCAGUAUGCCUGAUCUGUUUGUGCAGUACACAUAAUGUACCACAGAUAGUAAGUCUAAGUAAUUUUCCUAUAUGUAGAUAAGACCAGAAAAGCUGGUAACUGAAAUAGAAGGCUGAAGCAUCUGCCCCAUUGACUUCUAUUGUAAUUGAGUUGCAAGUUAAGAGGUUUUCUGCUCUUUUUAUUAAGUAAAGGAGACGUGUUGAAAUUAUCUGUGGUAAUUGACUUCCUGCUGCAGAUAUAGCAGAUGCAGAUUAGGUUGGAAAACAGGACAUUAUUCCUUUAAUAGUUCUCCAGUAUGGUAUUAAUAUAUUGUAAAGGAUAUCAUAGUUGCAAUAUACAGCAAUAUACGUGCAGUUAUCUUUUGCAGCUAAUUGUGUUUGAGCAGGGAACUUAUCAAACUGCUUCGACCCAUCUGUCUUAGUGCUUGUCUGUUCAUUGUUGAACAAAUAUGUCUGCAGCAUUUAAAGCUGAAAGUUAUAUACUAAGUGCCUACAUUGAUAGAACAGGAAGACGUACUAUGAUCAACACUCACACUACUGCUUCUCUCAGUAACUACUCAUCUUAAGUACCAUGUGACAGUGUUCUGAAACUGUCAGUAAUAGUGCAAUAGGUAAAAGCUCAUGUUUAUGGUGAGCGCACUGUGUGGUGGUUAUCAGUGUAACUGCAUGAUUUAUUAUUGUGCAAGUUUCAAAUAUUUGCUCUUUAGUAUUUGGGUAACACAUUGCAAAUAACACCCUUUGCAUUUGAUAUAUUUUUGGUAACUCUUAAGAGACUUCAUAUCACUCAUCUCAGCCUUCCGAUGGAGCGCUAUUGUGGACUGUUUAACAUAAUCUGCUCUCAUUUACUUCUGUCUGUAAUCCACUGUCAUUCAGUGGCUAGUAUUAUGAUGUAUUCUAUGAGCCUUGACCGUUGUCUCAUCCGCACAAAUAUUGUCAAGGAGGUCAGAGUUGAUUGUUGAAAUAAAAUGAAAUGAAGUGAAAAUGUCAUUUUAAAAACUUAACAUAAACAUAACAGUCCUACUAACUGACAAUCACGCUAUGCCAAAGCACAGUUCGUGAAUUGUGGACCUGUUUUAUCUUGUGUAAUGGCAUUUUUUGGCUUUUAAUCUGCAAAUCCAAGAGGCCUAUUAGAAAUGUUUGUAUUUAAUGCUUUAAAUAUAACCACACCACUCCUUAGGGAUGGAGAGGUUUUACAGUGUGUCAUUUAUCCCCCUGUAAUAACCUCCCUGUUUCAGAUGUUGGUGAUUUCCCAAGUUAAUUGAUUUAAUCUCUUACUAAGAUGACUGAUUUUGAAGCUUUAAGACUGGUUUUGUCAAUUUUAAGGUAUUGUGCCAAGUGAAUGUACAUUAAACUAAUGAGACUGUAA
Messenger RNA from Pygocentrus nattereri (red-bellied piranha), 5160 nucleotides. RefSeq names its product solute carrier family 25 member 42 (gene slc25a42). The coding region runs from base 347 to 1318 and encodes 323 amino acids. Gene Ontology annotation, biological process: transmembrane transport. The transcript is spliced from 9 exons. Gene Ontology annotation, cellular component: mitochondrial inner membrane. NCBI's taxonomy places the organism in Eukaryota, Metazoa, Chordata, Actinopteri, Characiformes, Serrasalmidae. The record is from RefSeq and is a predicted model, not a curated record.